UGACAAGAUUAAGGCAGCGAAGAUGAGAAAGAUGGCACAGAAGGAAUCGGAGAUUGAUGCUAUGACUAAUGAUCAAAUUAAAUAAUGAGCUGAAGGACAGGAAGCUGCAGGUGUUUGGGACGAAUCAUGAAAGAAAAGAGAGACUUAAGAAAUUUCAUGGUGUGAGAAGCAAUGGAAGUAAUCAACCAGAAAUCAAGAAGAAGGUGACAGGAUCCAAAUCCAACGUUGUUGAUAAAAUCAAAGCAAUGGAAGAGAAGAGAACAGAAAGGAGAAGGAAGAUGGAAGAGGAGAAAGUUGCUAAAAGAGAAAAGGCAGCUAUAAACCAAGCAAGAGGAGAAGGUAUGAUAGAUAUUGACUUCCAAAAUCUUAUGGAAACAUCCAUGAUUUCUUCAGCUAAAGCUUAUCCUCAUGUUCCUUUGAACUAUGCUAAGAUCUUUGUAUGCGUGAGAAAGAGACCUCUAUUUAAAAAAGAAAAAGAGUCUGGACAAAUCGAUUGCGUUAGCGUUGCAAAUCCUGUUAUUAGAGUUGGAGAGCCCAAGUACAAAGUUGAUGGAAUUACUAAAUUUAUUGAGAAGCAUGACCACCGGUUUGAUAAUGUUUUUAGUCAUCUUGAAAAUAGCGAAGAUAUGUACAAGUCAUGCAUUAGGCCGAUGUUAGAUAAGUUAUUUAAUGAUGGAGUUGCUACCAUUUUUGCUUAUGGACAAACAGGGUCAGGAAAAACUUUUACAAUGGUUGCUUUACAGGAGCUAGCGAUAACAGAUAUUUUCAGUCUCGCUGAGAACGACUAUGCUAGCCUUGACCCUCAAGUUUCACUAAGCUUCUAUGAGAUUUACAGUGGUAGAAUCCUAGAUCUUUUAAACAAUAAGAAAAGACUGCAAGUCCUUGAAGAUGGAUCCAACAAGAUUCAGGUGAAGGGUCUCCAAGAGAUCUCAGUUGAGAGUGAAGAAGAGCUUAAGGAAGCUAUAAAUUAUGCAAACAGUAUUAGAACCACAAAGGCGACCCAAGCCAAUGAUACUUCUUCAAGAUCGCACGCAAUUAUGUGAAUCAAUAUUAGAGAUGGAGAAGGAAGCAUCAUUGGAAAAUUUCUGAUGGUCGAUUUGGCUGGAUCUGAGAGAGCUCAAGACAUUAGAAGCAAUAACAGAGAAAGAAGAGCAGAAGGAGCCGAGAUUAAUAAAAGUUUGUUAGCACUAAAAGAAUGUAUUAGAGCUUUAGAUAAUGCGAAAGGAAAUAAAGAAGCUCAUGUUCCUUUCAGAGCCUCAAAGCUAACUAUGGUGUUAAGAGACUCCUUUAUGGGCACUAAGAAAAAUAUUUGUAUUGGUAUGCUCGCUUGAGUGUCGCCAGGAUAUUCCCAUGCUGAUCACUCUUUAAACACUAUAAGAUAUGCUGAGAGACUAAAAGAGUUUUUACCUGAGGAGGAAUAUGCCAAGCUUGCAAGUGAGUCAGGAGGUAGCUUACCAAAAGCCCCUGAAAAGAAGAAACCAAAGGCAAAGAAGCCUCCAGUGCCUAAAGAGUCUAAGAAAAAGCCAACAAAAGUGAUAACUAGAGCUAAGUGGGGCAAGAUUGACAGGGUUAAAUAUUCAGAAGGACUAAAGCCUUCUGAAAAUGUGGAUGAUGACGAUGGAGAUGAUGAAAACCAAGAAGAUCUCAUGCGUACGAAAAAGGGAGAGCUAGAAGACUGGAAAUUAUUGAAGCAGACUCUGAGAUCUGGAGGAGAAGAUGACUUUAUUCCAAUGGAUCUUCAAGAGAAAGCUGAUAUGUUACUUGAAAAGAAAGAAGAGCUGAUUAGCAAACAUAUGAAAUAUAUCAGACAAGUAGCUUUAAUGCUUAAACAAGAAGGUGAGCUUAUCACCCAAGUCCAGGGACCUGAAUGAGAUGAAGAAAAUUAUGUUCGCAAUAUGAGAAAGGUUGUGAAACAGAAAUUAAAGAUCUAUCAGGACCUAGACAAAGACUUAGAGGAAGUUGAUCAAUUAAUGAAAGAGGAAGAAGAAGCUUACAAUUUAGCAAACGCUAAGUAA
Molecule: messenger RNA, 2015 nt
Organism: Moneuplotes crassus
Lineage: Eukaryota; Ciliophora; Spirotrichea; Euplotida; Euplotidae
Source: the annotation of a GenBank genome assembly